Molecule: messenger RNA, 4563 nt
Organism: Trachemys scripta elegans
Lineage: Eukaryota; Metazoa; Chordata; Testudines; Emydidae
Gene: FBXW7
Product: F-box and WD repeat domain containing 7
Exons: 14
Coding region: 883-2997 (704 amino acids)
Biological process (GO): proteasome-mediated ubiquitin-dependent protein catabolic process; ubiquitin recycling
Cellular component (GO): nucleus; cytoplasm
Molecular function (GO): ubiquitin binding
Source: RefSeq, a predicted model, not a curated record
UAGGGCUCCGGCCGAGGAGGUAACGGGCACCCACGCGUGGCGGCUGCCGCCCGCCUCUGCCUGCGGAGCGCCCCGCGCAGAGACUCACACAUGCCUGAGACCAGAGUGGGAGCGGCGCUGAGCCCGGCCGCCUGGGUUCCCCGCGCUGCCUGGCUGGGGCCCUAGCAGCGCCCCGGCCGCUGGAGCCGGGUGCGGCGGCUCCCGGUGCCCGAGUGUAUGAGAGGGAGCGCGGAGCGGGGGCCGCGGCCCGAGCCACUCGCCUCCUCUCCCGGACGGCGGCAGCAGAGAGACCGGCCCGGGGGGAAGCGAGGGGGCAGCGAGGAGGCGGCGGCUCCAUGUGAAGAGACCCGAACACGCACGUGAACCGCCGAGCAGCCCCCCGGAGCCGGGAGGCAGCAAGAGAGAGACUCGGGGACCCGGCAGCCGAGGGGGCUGACCUGUCUCUCACUAAAGUUUCCCGGACACGCUGUGCCUCUCGGGACCUGGCGUCCAACUUACUGUGAAGUCCUAGAGUCCCCGCAGGGAAGCGGAUCCCCCUGUCCCCAGCACAAGGGUGAGCUUUAGCCGCCCCCUGUAUCACCGAUAGCGUAUCUGCUGCAGCCAGACAACCAAAGGAGGGAAACUUAACCCGCCGCUGUUGCUGUUCCUAAGGCAUAAUAUUAGACUACCAGAGAGACUGUGAGAAGAUCUAAAGAAAUCUGUUCCUGCUAACUUUGGGUAACAGAAGGACGUUUCGGAAAGAAUGAAUUCAAGUGGUCUAGAUCACUUAAGCAUCUGCCUGACAGACGUAGACUCAGAGGAAAAAAACGUAAGAAUGUGAAAGCAUUUGCAUCAUCAGAUAGUCUAGCCAAGGUCCAAGAAGUAGCAAGCUGGCUUUUGGAAAUGAAUCAGGAACUGCUGUCUGUGGGCAGCAAGAGGCGACGAACUGGAGCGUCUCUUCGAGGUAAUGCUUCCUCAAGCCAAGUAGAUGAGGAGCAGAUGAAUCGAGUUGUGGAGGAGGAGCAGCAGCAGCAGUUACGACAACAAGAGGAGGAGCACAUUGCAAGGAAUGGGGAAAUAGGUGUAGCAGAGUCUGGACUUGAUGACAGAAUUGAAUCCCAGCAAGAACAGUUAGAAGAAAACAACAAUAGGCUUAUUGCAGUGGAUGAAGAAUCCACUGGUAACCAUGAGGAGGAGGAAGAGGAAGAACAUGGUGGUGAACAAGAGGAGGAGGUGGAAGAAGAGGAGGAAAUGGACCAGGAGAGUGAUGAUUUUGAUCAGUCUGAUGACAGCAGCAGAGAAGAUGAACACACUAACAGUAAUAGUGUCACAAAUUCAAAUAGUAUCAUGGAUUUGCCCAUACACCAGUCAUCUCAAUUCUACAUAAAGUCAAAGAUGAAGAGAAAGUUGGACCAUGGCUCCGAGGUCCGUUCUUUCUCUCUGGGAAAGAAACCCUGCAAAGUCUCAGAAUACACGAGCACUACUGGGCUUGUGCCAUGUUCAGCAACACCUACUACUUUUGGGGACCUGAGAGCAGCCAAUGGCCAAGGACAACAGCGGCGCCGGAUUACAUCUGUCCAGCCACCUACAGGACUUCAAGAAUGGCUGAAAAUGUUUCAGAGCUGGAGUGGACCAGAGAAGUUACUUGCUUUAGAUGAACUCAUUGAUAGUUGUGAACCAACACAAGUGAAACAUAUGAUGCAAGUGAUAGAGCCCCAGUUUCAACGAGAUUUUAUUUCCUUGCUCCCAAAAGAGUUGGCACUAUAUGUGCUUUCAUUCCUGGAACCCAAGGACCUUCUACAGGCAGCACAGACAUGCCGUUAUUGGAGAAUUCUGGCUGAGGAUAACCUUUUGUGGAGAGAGAAAUGCAAGGAGGAGGGGAUUGACGAACCAUUGCAUAUCAAGAGAAGGAAAGUAAUAAAACCAGGCUUCAUACGUAGCCCAUGGAAAAGUGCUUAUAUCAGACAGCACAGAAUUGAUACUAACUGGCGGCGAGGAGAACUUAAAUCUCCUAAGGUGCUCAAAGGACAUGAUGAUCAUGUAAUCACAUGUCUACAAUUCUGUGGUAACCGAAUAGUCAGUGGUUCUGAUGACAACACAUUGAAAGUUUGGUCAGCAGUUACAGGCAAGUGUUUAAGAACACUAGUUGGACACACAGGUGGAGUCUGGUCAUCACAAAUGAGGGACAAUAUCAUUAUUAGUGGAUCUACAGACCGAACACUUAAAGUAUGGAACGCAGAGACUGGAGAAUGUAUUCAUACUUUAUAUGGACACACUUCUACUGUGCGUUGUAUGCAUCUCCAUGAAAAAAGAGUUGUCAGUGGGUCUCGAGAUGCCACGCUGAGAGUUUGGGACAUAGAGACAGGCCAAUGUUUACAUGUUCUGAUGGGACAUGUAGCUGCAGUCCGGUGUGUUCAGUAUGAUGGCAGGAGGGUUGUUAGUGGAGCAUAUGAUUUUAUGGUCAAAGUAUGGGAUCCAGAGACUGAAACCUGUCUACACACACUGCAAGGGCAUACUAAUAGAGUCUAUUCAUUACAGUUUGAUGGCAUCCAUGUAGUGAGUGGAUCUCUCGACACUUCAAUCCGAGUUUGGGAUGUGGAGACGGGAAACUGCAUUCACACAUUAACGGGCCACCAGUCAUUAACAAGUGGAAUGGAACUGAAAGACAAUAUUCUUGUGUCUGGGAAUGCAGAUUCAACAGUCAAAAUCUGGGAUAUCAAAACAGGACAGUGUUUACAGACAUUGCAAGGUCCUAACAAGCAUCAGAGCGCUGUGACCUGUUUACAGUUCAACAAGAACUUUGUAAUUACCAGCUCAGAUGAUGGGACUGUAAAACUUUGGGACUUGAAAACGGGUGAAUUUAUCCGAAAUCUAGUCACAUUGGAGAGUGGGGGAAGUGGAGGCGUUGUGUGGCGGAUCAGAGCCUCCAACACAAAGCUAGUGUGUGCGGUUGGAAGCCGAAAUGGAACUGAGGAAACAAAGCUGCUGGUGUUGGACUUUGAUGUGGAUAUGAAGUGAAGGGCAAAAAAAUGAAUUUGUCCAAAUGUGUAGACGAUGUUUCCCUUCCCUCCCCCUGCAAAAAAAAAAAAAAAAAAAAAUCAUCCCUUGUCCUUGGUGGUGCAGGAUGUUGGCUUGGGGCAACAGAUCCUAAAGACCUACAGACUAUGAAGGAGGAGACUGCGAGAUGACAAACUGUAACUGACAAGAGAGGCAUUUGCUGUCUCAUCACAUAAAAAGCUUCACUUUUGACUGGGGCAGCUUUGCAAAUAUAAGACUUUCUAAAUCAAACCAGGUGCAAUUAUUUCUUUAUUUUCCUCUAAGUGCUCAUUGAGCAGAGUGGAGGUUAAAAAGUUGUUACAAUUCUUGCUAACCUGUUAUUUUACCACAGAGAUCUAGAAAGUUGCUGCAUAACAUCCGUUACUGGAUGACUUUCAAAGUUGCGAGCAUCCGUGGCAACGACAAAAUCAAAUACUGGUGUGGAAAAGCUAAAAUCUUACUGUGAAUUGUUUUUGUACAGUUUUAUCAGAGCUUUUUUUUUUUUUUUGCCAGCCAUUGCCAAUGUCAAUCACAGUAUUAGCCUCUGUUACUCUAUUUACUGUUGCUUUCAUCUACACUCUACAAUGCAUAUGUUGCUCUGAGGUGGCAAGUUGUCCUGGGUUCUGAGAGUUCUUGAAUGGAUUUAACUCUCAAUGCUGGUGCUAGAAGUAGGUCUUCAAGUAUGGGAUUGUUGUCCCACCCCUGUACUGUAUUCCCAGUGGCCAAACUUAUUUAUGCUGCUAAAUGAAAGAAAGUAAAGCAAAUUAUUUCUUGUUUUUUAAUUUUUUUUCUGCUGUGACGUUUUAGUCCCAGACUGAAUUCCAAAUUUGCUCUAGUUGGUUACAGAAAAAGACUUUUUGCCACUGAAACUUGAGCCAACUGUGCCUCUAAGAGGCUGAGAGUUAAAAAGUUUCAGACAAUUAAGAGUGAAGUUUGCCUGCAAGUAAAGAAUUGAGUGUGUGUGCAAAGCUUAUUUUCUUUUUUCUGGGCAAAAAUUAAAACACAUUCCUUAGAACAAAGCUAUUGCAGCCUGUUCUGUGGGGAAACUUUUUUCUUUGUGAGGGCUGUGGUGAAUGGAAUGAACAUGCAUAAUAAAACUGACAAAUUUUAAAAAUAUAAAUACAAAAAUAAAAUUGCUGGUCAGUCUUAGUGUUUUACAGUAUUGAGAAAAACAACUGUUACAGUUAUUGCUGCAAGGAACUGACACAGUGCAAAAACUAUUACGUUUUUGUAAUAAAGAUGUACAUGCAAACAAAAAAGAAAAAGUCAAAUGGUUUGCCUCAUUCUCCAAGAGCCACAACUCAAGCUGAACUGUGAAAGUGGUUUAACACUGUAUCCUAGGCGAUCUUGUUUUUCCUCCCUUUUUUGUUUUGUUUUAUUUAUAGUCUGAUUGAAAACAAUCAGAUUCCAGUUGGUUAAUUUUAGUUAUGUAACAACCUGACAUGAUGGAGGAAAACAACCUUUAAAGGGAUUGUGUCUAUGGUUUGAUUCACUUAGAAAUUUUAUUUUCUUAUAACUUAAGUGCAAUAAAAUGUGUUUUUCAUGUUA